UUGCCAUGAUAAAAUCAAAUCCAAGCCCUGGCUAUUUAUCUAUCUAUCUACGCACACUGCUGCUCCAAUCCAUCAUCACUAAAUCUGUUCAAGCCUCUGUGAUUCGUCCCUUCCCAUCUUCGCCAAGAUCUUCUUCGUGUUUCUCUGCAUUGCCAGUGGUCGGUUGCCCGUGCAAGAAGAUGCAGGAGGCCUCGUCGUCUUCUCUCCCGGCGCUGAGCAGCGCCUACCAGCCUCUCCCGUCGCUCUACCUCGGCUUCUUGGCGAUAUGGGCGGCGUCGGGGAUCUCCUGGGCCUUCAGCUCAUGGAGGAAUCGGCACUUCCAGGCGAAUAACCUUCAAUGGAUCCUGGCCUUGGUUCCCCUGAUCAAAGCUUUGCAAAUGGCACUCUCGUUUCUGUUCUGGUACUCGUGCGUACACCUUCACACAUGCUCGCUGUGGAUGUCGUUCGGCGUGUACGUGACGGGGAUCCUCUUCCAGACGGCCUCCUUCGUCUCCUUCAUGCUCAUCUCCCACGGUUACUGCAUCAUGUACGAGCGCCUCUCCAUCAGGGAGAGACGCACGACUGCGGGGCUCGGAUGCCUCCUCUACCUUAGCCUCAUAGGCUAUAAAGCCGCAGUCCCUUAUUUCACCGGUUUUCUUCUGAUGAACUACUUCGCGUCAUUCUACAUCAUAUUCCGCCGCACGUCGCAGUGCCUGCUGGUUCUGCGUGAGCAGCUUAAUUUCGUGGAGGAGGAAGACAUCCAUUCACUGCAUGGGACACUCAACACCAAGUACACAAUGUUCAAGAGAUUUCAGGGUACAAUGCAGGUGGCAGCAGUGGCAUUCAUCAUGGUGUACAUGAGGGCUGAUGAUACGCCGGAUAACUACUGGUUCCGCGUGUUGGUACGCGAAUGGGUGCAGUUCUGCAUCUUCAUGUACAUUGGGUGGAACUUCAGGAUCCCUGAAGCAUCACUCCACCUGCCGGUCAUGCCCCUGAUGAAAUCAAACUGGGAGAUUACCAUGCCACCCAUUUACAGCGUGGAAAUGGACGCAGCCGAUUUCAGAGGACUCGUCUCGGACCAAUGGCAUGUUGGAGUGAGGACUUCUCAUGCCGACGCAUGCUACUCUUCACAGCCGUUGCUGGUGCUAGUUCAGAAUCCUAGCCCGAAGGUCUCCCGUGCCGCCGUAGCUUCAGGUUUCAGUUGAAGGAGGACAAGCCAGGUUCAUUUGUGAGGACCGGGAGAUGCAGAAGAUGACAUCGACCAACUGCCUGAUCCGGAAACCGGUGAUAGGACGGUUGGGUUGCAACAGAGAAAUAUUGGGCGCCACGGCGCAGUAGCUCUCUGUUAGCACUAGGAAAGAAUCUGCAGUUUUUCUGUAGACUGACAAACAGAGAUGCGUUCGCUUCUUCAGCGGUGAAUCCACCUUUUUUGCAUCCCAAAGUAUAUUUCGUUCUUCUCCAAGUACAGCAGGAUUUUUCACAUGUGAAAGACACGAUCCAAAAUGAAUGGGUA
Triticum dicoccoides is the source of this 1492-nucleotide messenger RNA. RefSeq lists its product as uncharacterized. Lineage: Eukaryota; Viridiplantae; Streptophyta; Magnoliopsida; Poales; Poaceae. The record is from RefSeq and is a predicted model, not a curated record. The transcript is spliced from 9 exons. The coding region runs from base 6 to 1184 and encodes 392 amino acids.